This is a messenger RNA of Spirometra erinaceieuropaei, 5879 nucleotides long. NCBI's taxonomy places the organism in Eukaryota, Metazoa, Platyhelminthes, Cestoda, Diphyllobothriidea, Diphyllobothriidae. The record is from the annotation of a GenBank genome assembly.
AUGUUUGCGGAUGACAUGAAGAUAUGGAGUGUAAUUCGGGGUCCUGCCGAUGAAGACAGACUGCAGAAGAACCUGAAUCGGUUGGAGGAGUGGUCAAACCGUUGGCUCCUGCGGUUCAACGUUGCCAAAUGUAGCAUACUUCGCCUAGGCAACACAGCCAGAUCCGCCAGCACAAGAGGCUACUUUCUGAGCGGUGCAGCCCUACAAAAGGUCAAAGCCCAAAAGGACCUCGGUGUGCUUACGACGAGUUCCCUAAAACCAUCCGCCCACUGUUCGAAGGUGGCAAAAAGCGCAAUGUCCGUACUGUACGCCAUCAAGCGUGCGUUUAUGGACUUUGACGAAGAAGUUUUCUCUAAGACAUUCGGAACAUUCGUCCGGCCGCAUUUAGAGUACGGCAUACAAGCUUAGAGGCCGUGGGCUGUUGAGGAUCAAAACUGCCUCGAAAGAGUCCAGAGGAGAGCCACGAAGAUGCAACACGCCUAGUAAAUCUGAACCUCUUUCCUUUGAGUUACGGGCAACUUCGCGGAGAUCUCUUGCAAGCCUUCCGUAUUGUAAAGGGGUUGGAUUGCAGUCUGGCCUUCGAGGACUUUUUUGAAUUUGCUACCACGACCAACCUCCGAGGUCACCCGUUAAAACUGCGCACUCAGCAGGCACGGCUGGAUGUGCGGAAGUUCUCCUUCUCGGUUCGGGUGGUCAAACCAUGGAAUGCCCUUCUCGCAGAUGUUGUGAUGCUACCAUCUAUAUAAAGUUUUAAGAAGAAUCUGGACAUAUUUAUGUUCCGGAAUGCCCAAGAGCGAUGAGAAGUCGAGCUCACCCCCUGUAACUCCUUCUCAUUUUGUCCCACCAUUAUGGGCGUGUUCGAACUAUUUCAGCCCAGAACAUCUAUCUGUACACCACACAUUUUUUACGUUGCAAAUAGGGUACUCAAAGGCUUACGCCUAUUUCCCUCAAUAAACUGAACUGAACUGAACGCUAGGAAGGAGAAAAGAAUUCAGCCAGUGAUUAAAAUAGUACAUGCACAAUUGUGAAUGAAAAUGCAGCAGAAAAUGUCCAUCCGCAUGAAUCGUAGGAGCCAAAGCUUAUAGGUAGUUGAAGGAAAAACGGUGAUAUUUGCCAGUUUUCGGGCAAGAUGUCGAGCAUUUUGAAGCUCUAUCUAGUGGCUGAGAAGUUAGAAAAAGAUGAUUACCGGGCAUAUUUAGGAAAGCUUUGGUAAAUGACGGGUUUCUGAUGUCGGCAAAAUACUAGGGUUUGUGUUUCUUGUGUUUCUUCACCCCUCAGCUGGCGCAAAAACGUCUUAAAUAUAUACAUGAGCAAAAGAAAUACCGCCUGCAACGCGGGCAGUGAAACGCUGGAAUGUCUCUGGAGACUGAAAGGCAACAAAAGAAAAUUAAAAACGUAGUACCUGGUCAUAUAGACCUCGGCAACGUUUUCAAACAUACAAAAAGGCGAUCGAUGGUUCCACAAAGUCUACCUGGCUUACCUUUCUCUGAAGCACACGGUGAACGUUGUCGGUUGUGACGGCCAAACCAUCAUAUAUAUGAAAAACUGGCUUUUCGAAUGAAGCACUGACACUGUCCUAAGAAUGAGGGCGGAAAUAGAAAUCUCGGGAGUGAUAUCACUAAAGGCCUUGAAAUUGCCACACACUUUGCCUACAUUCUCAUGAGAUUCAAGAAUAGCAUGCAAGCAAAAGCUACAAAUAUGGCGUAGCAGCUUAAGCAACAACCAGAAUACAAGUCACAAAGACACUAAGGUAAGAGUAUAUUAUUGACAUGUCGAGUGUCAUCGCUGUAAAUUGGAAUAUAAGACUGCUGAAUCACUGUAUAUUUGACGGGUUAACGGGCAGAGUCGUGAACCGGUGAACGUGAAGACAAGGCAAGAGGACAAAUGACUUUAGGUCCAAACUUUUUGAGUGUCCAGUUGCUUCAUGAAAUUAGCAAAUCAGUCAGCCGCCUUCUAAUAUUGCUCUGAUUUUCAACCACAUUCAGACCGGAGCAGGCAUAACGUGCUAAGUGAUUAGGCCGGAGAGUCUGACUUCACAAAAUGAAAUUUCUGGAUUCAAUAAAGGGGGUGGCGCAAGUGCAGACAAAAAAACUACGUUGGAGACACAGGGCGAUUACCCCGGCGAUGAAUGGGUGGGAAAGUAUCAGCUUGGGGGAAGAGUGACAUCAAAUCAAAAGAUGCGGCUCGAUAGAAGGGAUUAAGUCAUAUAGUUAAGUUCGCGAGAUAGUUAUCUCGCGAACUGUGGCCGCUCUAGGUCCAACGCCGAAACUUUGUGCGGCGGAACUAAUUGGUACUUAGGAAUGUAGGGUGGACAGUGCUUCUUGUGAAGGUAUCGGUGGACCAAAUCGAAGGGUGACCAUCAUACAAAUUACGAGAAGUAAUCAUGAACAAGCGACUGUUAAGUGCUCAAACAAAAAUUAACAAAACACUACUGCACCAAGUAGGCACGCGUGGGAUAUAUGCGACAGCUGUUAGUCUUAGUAAAUGUACGGCUGUAUAACUCUACUUCCUAGGAAUAUCGCAGCCCUUCUGCGUCGACUAUACUCAUCUCUUUCUAUCUCUGAUGAUGGAUUCCGUAGUGAACCCAAAAGCUUAACGAAUAUAGUUCUUGUUCAGCAAUGGAGGGCUUUCUGUUCUAGCCAUCGGUCCUACUUCCUUUUAAUUAUUUCCCCGAACAACUAUUUCUCAUACAACGAAACGGCAGAUUAUUUGAUUGGGGAAUAAUCAUUCUCAUGUCAAAAUCACUAUAAGUUAUACAACAUGCAAGUGGACACAAAAGCAAAGCAAAUUAUGUCCAGGCAAACACGAAAUGACCAGUCAAACGGCCAACUUAAGAAAGUCGUCUUGGCAAAUGCUCCACAGCGCUUUUUUUUAGUCCCAUCUGGAAAUUAGGACAACAGAGCAACAAAAACAUUUAUAGUCACGUCUGUCAAGAGCAUCCAAAUAUUUUUUGCCGUCAACAAAAUAUUACAUUCAAUUUUUUUGCAUAUCAUCGGUUUGCUGAUGUAGAAAGAAAAAUACGAGCCCCUGAUUGUGAGGAUCCUUAAUAGAAUUAGUGUUCUAGAUGAUAUUGGGGCAGCAUCCCAUUCAGUUCCUAGAGUUUAAGGGUUCCCCACGUCGCAUCUUAGCACAUUUUCACUCCCAGGUGAACGACUUUUGCUUAUGGUUCUUCGUAGUUCCACUUGCCGUCGCGCAAACUACGUAGUUUGUUUAUAGGCACUCCUCGGCUGCUUAAGUGGUCGAGGAUUUGUUGAGUAUGUCGGUCCGCUGCCACCCAUUACUCGGCGGCCUAUGUUGUCUAAACUGAUCAUUCAAAAUUUCAGUUGGCUCUAAAUUACUUGACUUAGCCCUAUCAGCAGUGCAGAUUUUUGCAUAAAAACCCACGCCAUUGACUAACCUCUGGACUCCUCGCCUCUCUCCUCUGGACUCCUGCCAAUUUAUUCAUUCGCCUUUAGAACAUGACUAGGUCUGUGCUAAGGAAAGUUCAACAUCUUGCCUUGGUUUCAGCCAAUCUAGGGUAACUAAGUUAAAACAUAAAAGCGUUCAGUUAAUCGAACGCACACAUCCUAUUUCAAAAAAGCAAAUUUUACAUUGAUACCAGGGUCCGUUGUUUAACUGUUUACCUUGCGUAUGACGCGCAAGCGCCAUUUUACUUUCCGGAGGCACUGCUCGGUUAGUCCAUUGAUCCACUCAGCUUUGCCAUUGGUAAAUUCUGCACGAUAGUGGUUUUAAGGACCUUUGAAAGUCGGUCGUACCGUUGUUCUUUUGGAGUAAGCUGUUUAGGUCGAGGUGAGAAGCAAAUUCUCCUGCGCCUGCCAUAGACAGUUGAAGUGUCCUCCCUGAGGCCUUUACUAGUGACAAGUCGUCACGUCAGUCAUUGUGUUUUCACAGGGAGUCGAUGCCGCCUUAUGCGAAUGUGGCCUAUCUAGAGCUCAUAUUUCUUUGUAGGCCAGCAUCUUGAUGCACUGGCCUUAAGAGUCUAAGUUGACUAUGACCUAAUUUAACGCUAAGACUGAUAGUCUUACUGGUUCUUUGAUAUGCUAGGAGCCACUAAUAUCGGCUUGUAUUAGCGACUAAGCUGAUGCAUCUUGUUUGGCCUGGCGUGCAUACCAACUUGGGAGUGUCCGACUUCUGUAUCUUAGUUGCUGGCAGUUUCCUCAGUCGAAGGGGGCUGAGACUUUGUGACUUUUAAAUUAGACUAUCAAGAUGUGAUUGUAGCCCGUGUCUUGGUAGUUUCGCAAGCACUGUCAAAGGAAUACGUUAAUAUGUAUUCUAUUCUUUGUUUCAGCGCUUUCUCAAAUGUCGAUUUUAGGUUUCCCAUGGGUGACUACUCUGUGUACGCCGCCAACGAGGGUGGACCGGCAAACUACGGCGAGGAGCGCUCGAACUCCAAUUACGUGAACGAGUCCUCCGCGGCGAGCAAUGGCAAUUAUCCAGAUUAUGAUCGACAGAAACAGUCGCCAGACGAGGACUAUAACAACUACAGGGAAUCAUCUGCCGGCAAGGGUCAUGAUGAUCAAAGUGAUCGGCGCAGCGACGACAGAAGCCGCGAUCGAAAGCGCGAUCGGAGGCGAUCUCGGAGCAGUAGCCGUGGUCGGAGACAUCGAAGUCGUGACCGCAGCAGAGACCGUCAUUCGAGGCGAAGACAUUCGCGUCAUCGUUCCCCAAGCCAGACCAAAACGCUCGUAUACAAAUAUUGGGAUGUGCCACCACCCGGAUUUGAGCACAUGACCCCCCUCCAGUACAAAGCUCUACAGGCCUCUGGACAGAUUCCAGUCAACGUCUACGCAGCCGGGCAAAUCCCAAUGCCAGCAACUGCACCUAAUGCGCCUCUCACACUUAAUACGAAUAUACCAUUUGCUGGAAGUGCUGUCUGUCGCCAGGCUCGACGGUUGUAUGUGGGCAACAUUCCUUUCACAGCUACUGAGGAGAAUAUGAUGGACUUCUUCAAUAAACAGAUGAAGGCUCAAAACCUAGUCCAAGCUGAGGGGAACCCAAUUAUCGCUGUUCAAAUCAACAUGGAGAAGAAUUUCGCAUUUCUAGAAUUCCGCUCAGUUGAUGAAACAACCCAGGGACUGGCUCUCGACGGCAUUCUCUUCCAAAACCAAGCCCUCAAACUUCGCAGGCCACGGGAUUACGCACCUCUUCCAGGUGUCAGCGAGACACCGUCAAUCAUAGUACCUGGUGUUGUGAGUACGGUUGUUCAAGAUUCUCCACACAAAGUGUUCGUGGGCGGGUUACCGAACUACCUCAAUGAAGAUCAGGUGAAGGAGCUUCUUUUGAGCUUCGGGCCACUUAAGGGAUUCAAUUUGGUCAAAGACGGAUCGACUGGCUUGUCUAAAGGGUACGCAUUCUGUGAAUAUGUUGACCCUAACGUGACUGACCACGCGUGUGCCGGACUAAACGGAAUGCAACUCGGCGACAAGAAGUUAAUUGUGCAGCGAGCAAGUGUUGGGGCCAAGAACUCGGGCGGUGCUAUGGCUGCGCCUGUGAUACAGAUACCAGGUCUCAACGAUGCCUUGGUGCCUAAUACUACUGGUUCAGGCAAUAUAACCGUUCGCAGUGGCGGACCGCCCACCGAGGUCCUCUGCUUGCUUAACAUGGUGGAACCGGAUGAACUUAACGAUGACGAAGAAUACGAAGAUAUCGUCGAGGACAUAAGAGUCGAAUGUAGCAAGCACGGAAUCGUACGAAGUCUUGAGAUACCGAGACCCAUCCCCGGUGUUGAAGUCCCUGGCGUUGGAAAGAUUUAUGUGGAAUUUGCAAGUCUCAUUGAUUGCCAGAAGGCUGCCAGCGCGCUUAGUGGUAGGAAGUUCAAUAGCCGCCUUGUUGUGACUUCAUUCUACAGUCCUGACAAGUACCAUCGCCGCGAAUUUUAA